AUGGAUGAGCAUAAACAAUCUUGUGUUGAGAAUUUUGAGAAAUUCACAUGGAAGGUUGAAAACUUCUCUUUCUUGGACACUCAGUUGAAUUACUACUCCGAGCCCUUUGUCGUAGGCGGUUAUCCAUGGAAGAUUCUUCUCUAUAAAAGGGGUGAUAAUGCAGACGGCUUAUCACUAUUUCUGAGUGUUGUGGAAACUGCUAAUAUGUCUAAUGGAUGGAGCAGACAUGUUAAAUUUAGGUUGCUUGUAUUUAACCAGCACGACAGCAACAAAACAAUCAUAUCUGAUGAGCUAGAGCUGGAGUUCAAUGCAAGGCUCACUGAGUUCGGUCUUAAAUCUUUUGUGUCUUCAACUCUGCUUCAUGAUUCUCAUAGUGGAUUCCUUGUAAAAGAUGUUUGUAUUGUUGGUGCAAAGAUUUCAAUUUAUAAGUCAAAACAUGAGAAGGAAGUGACUGAAAAUCUGGAAGUUGAAGGUAGAAGUCAAACGCAAGAGAAAGUGCAAAGCCACGAAAGUGAACUUGUGGAUUUCAAGGGCUUAGGACAAAUAGAAAAAGCUUUUGUUCCGUUAUUAGAGGAAGCGUGUACUCAGCAGCCUUCACUUAUUGUGUCUCAGCAGAAAAGAAGUGGCAAGUUUAUGGAAUGGGCGUUCAUGGCUUUAGGCAGAGUUCUUUAUUUUCUUAAGACUAAAAAGGUGAAAGAUAUGAAUGAUUUAGCUUGUAAGGAGCUUCAAAUGUUGUGGGAGGAACUUGAGCUAUUUAGUUUUGAUUUGACAUGGCUAGAGCCUCGUGUUCAAUCAGCCUUAAGAAUGAAAAGUUAUUUGGAGAAAUUGGAUGAGUCACAAAAGCUUAAGAAUACUUUGGUAGUUCUAGAGUUGGAAAUAGAGAGGCUAAAGUCAAAAAUAGAUACUCUAGAUGUAAGUAUUGAUGCUGCAAGAGAGUUGAUGAGAAUAGAAGAUCUUGAAGAAACAGAUUUGGAAGCUGAACUAGGAUUUAUGAAAUCGUAA
Lathyrus oleraceus (garden pea) is the source of this 1002-nucleotide messenger RNA. Its product is annotated as MATH domain and coiled-coil domain-containing protein At3g58360. The transcript is spliced from 4 exons. Gene Ontology annotation, molecular function: protein binding. NCBI's taxonomy places the organism in Eukaryota, Viridiplantae, Streptophyta, Magnoliopsida, Fabales, Fabaceae. The record is from RefSeq and is a predicted model, not a curated record. The coding region runs from base 1 to 1002 and encodes 333 amino acids.